UCGAUAAUACGUGAACAACAUGGCUGAUCUUGCAAAAGGACAGGAAAAUUUUGAUUUUUCGUCUUCAGCAGCGUCUCCUAAAGAUUCAGACACCGAGGUCGUUAUUCACAGAGAUGUUUUAGACUCAUGGUCGAAUCCAGAUGAUAGAAUCAGUACGGAAUUGGAGAAGAAAACCGAACAUGGCUUCGAAAAUUUGGUUAAUACCUUGAGUGUUGAAGAACAGGAUCACAUAGAGUCUGUCGAAUAUGCUGCUGGUGUUGAUGAAAAAUACGAGAAUAAGGAAGGGAUUGUUAAGAGAGUGUUGUUAGAUUUCGAGGAAGGAGUUCAACAUGAAGAUACGAUAACAUCAGUAGGAUUUGACAAUGAUGAGAAGACACAAGAGAUAGAAUUCAGACACAGAUUUUCACAACAAGAAGAACAGCAGUACCAAGCACAACAAAAACAACUACAACGACAAGAGAGGGUGGGCUAUUCGAAUGAAGACACUAGAAUACCAAAAAGUAACUUUCAAUCCUUAAAAACAAUGGAAUCAGAAAUGCGAUCAUACCAAAAAGACCCGCAUGGAGAUGUUCCACAAAUCACGAAAGCUUCCUCAGAGGAGAAACUUCAUGAUGGUUUGAAAAAGCUGUCAUUCAUGAGGUACUUCACAGCAGAAGUUUUCAGUGGAAAGCUGAUGGAGCUUGAAGAAGAGAAAUACACUGAAAGACGCCAGAAAGUGUACACGUUCAUGAAGAUUCCAAGGGAAUUUGAGAAGUUGAUGGUGUUUGGUUUCAUGCUGUGCUUGGAUUGUUUCCUGUUCAUGUUUACAUUUCUUCCAGUUCGUUUGGUUGUUGCUCUGUACAAGAUCAUUACAGGGCUGUUAUUUUGUAGAACAUCACGGAUGCUACAGCCUGUCCAGAUAUGUGAUUUGUUAAAAGGAUCGAUUCUUGUGACCUGUUGGUUGCUUCUGACCCAUGUGGACUUUUCAGUGUUGUAUCACACCGUCCGUGGACAAUCAGUCAUCAAACUUUAUGUCAUUUACAACAUGUUAGAGAUUGCAGACAGGCUCUUUUCGUCUGUGGGCCAAGACAUAUUAGAUGCUCUCUUCUGGACUGCGACAGAACCAAGAGACCGAAGAAGAGAACAUAUUGGGAUAAUUCCACAUUUUGCAAUGGCUGUAGUUUAUGUGUUUUUCCACGCUGUGUUGGUACUGUUCCAGGCCAUCUGUCUCAAUGUUGCCGUGAACUCACACAACAAAGCUUUGUUAGUAAUCAUGGUAUCAAACCAAUUUGUUGAACUGAAAGGAAGUGUUUUCAAGAGGUUUGAGAAGAACAACUUGUUCCAAAUGGCAUGUAGCGAUAUUAGAGAAAGAUUUUACUACAUUGUGUUGGUGGUGAUCGUCACGCUUAGGAAUUUAACAGAAUUUAAUUGGAACGCUGAACACUUGUAUGUUAUCUGUCCAUAUCUGUUGGCUGUGUUGUCUUCGGAGUAUUUUGUGGAUUGGAUCAAACACGCUUUGAAAGUGUUAAACAGCAUUAUAUUUCUCGGCAAAGCAACUCAGUACGUGAAACAGAAACAGGACCUGGAAACUAACAACAGACAACACAGUAACCAAGCCUCAACACAGAAGCUCAAAACCCAGGCCUCCGUGACUUUGUUGGAUUCUGGCCAGUCUUCGAGUACUUCGUUAGUUGGAGAGAAACAAGAUACAGGGCCGCGGAGAGCUGGUGAACAGACGAAUCAACGCGCCAAAACACUAGCAGAAAUCGAUAGAUACACACUUUGUAGUAAAGAGAUAGUUGUAUUCUAAAAUGAUCAUAACUCAGUAUGAGUGAUCCCACAGGAAUGUGGGAUUUGUUUUAUUUAUUUAUGAAAUUCAAAUCCAAACCCUUGUUGAUUGAUAUAUAUAUUAGUAAAUAAAAAUAAUAGUUGAACAUCA
Molecule: messenger RNA, 1918 nt
Organism: Pocillopora damicornis (cauliflower coral)
Lineage: Eukaryota; Metazoa; Cnidaria; Anthozoa; Scleractinia; Pocilloporidae
Product: transmembrane anterior posterior transformation protein 1 homolog
Biological process (GO): positive regulation of cilium assembly
Cellular component (GO): ciliary basal body; endoplasmic reticulum membrane
Source: RefSeq, a predicted model, not a curated record